CUUUCAUAUAUUUUGCAAAGUAAGAAACUAGCUUGACGGAAACAAACAUCUUUAUAUAUAUCUUAUCAUAUCACAGACGUGUGGUAUCAAGAAGUGGCGUUUUAGUAACAAACAAUGUAAACAAUUGAAUAUCAUUUUAAUAAAUUGUUAUUUAAAAAAUGUCUUCGCAUACUAUACCGAUAGUCGAAGAAUUAGCUAAGGACUACGCAAAUUAUUUAAAACUAGAUUUAUCCAGUCAAAUGAAUAAUUUUCAUGAUGCAAUCGAAGAUGUAAUGAUGCGUUUAGAAGAGUUUCAGUCAAUUAUUGAAAUGGUUCAGUCUGAAAAUAGUCAAUGUAUUGAUCAACAUAUCCCAAAACUACAAGACAUGCAACAAGAGGUCAUAAAUCUUAGCAGACGAAUAGAUGCUUUAGAACAUGUUAUUGCAAUGAUUAAUGUAAAUCUAACAACAUUAGAAGCUGCCGUUGAUAAUGCAGAAGCUGAAUUAGGAAUCUCUGAUAGAUUAUUUGGAAUGUUGAAUCGUUUAUCUUUCUUUAAAAAAACUCAAGAACCUGUGGUACCUAAUAAAUUAUCAGUGUACGAGCCUCCAACAAUUUAUAGAACCAAUGACUAUUUUAAGAGUGAAUGAAUAAAAUACUUUAUUUUAUAGAGACA
Messenger RNA from Bombus pyrosoma, 652 nucleotides. It is a transcript of the gene Blos4, whose product is annotated as biogenesis of lysosome-related organelles complex 1 subunit 4. The record is from RefSeq and is a predicted model, not a curated record. Bases 159 to 626 code for a protein of 155 amino acids. Lineage: Eukaryota; Metazoa; Arthropoda; Insecta; Hymenoptera; Apidae. The transcript has 4 exons. Gene Ontology annotation, cellular component: BLOC-1 complex.